UGUGGUUCAUUUUUAUCCCACCACGACGCGCGCGCAAUCGCUGCGAAACCCCUAGCCGUGCUUCUCCCAUCUUCGUCCCUUUCUUUGUCUCGGGGUUUUGCUUGAGUCAUUUAAAUUGACUCUACCCUUAUAGCUAUAUCUGCAUGCUCAAUGUGACGCACUUGGCUGCGGAAACCCGGCCUACACGAAGGAACGAAAGAGAGGCCGUUUGUUAGCGCUUCGGACAAACAGCGCUGUACGCAGUACAUCAUCCCUACUCGAUCGCUUGUUUGCAUCCCGCGCCUUGCCGUAGAUAUAAACAGAGACAUCAACUACCACACAUACGUUACGGGGUAAAGCGGGUCAGUUGAAAAAAGAAAAGAAAAAUACACACACACACACAAAACUUGUCUCAAACAUGGUCGCGCUGAUCCGCGACACACGAGUCAUCUUUCGUGUGUGUUGGCGUCUGCCAGACCGGGGACUGAUGUUAAUGAAGAAAAAAAUGUGCGUAACCGAUCAAAUUGCUAGUGUCAGUUAUUGAGGCGUUACACGACCUAGCGGUGAUGUUCGGCUCAUAACGUAUGGGUUUUAGUGUUCUUUUGUUUUUCUAACAAUUUUUUAAAAAUUGUUUUUUUUUUAAUCGGUAAAUUACCUACUUUUUGUUUCGUUAAAAAAACGGCUAAUUUACUUACAGAAAAAAAUAAUAACUGAGGAUGCACCUACGCACAUGGCGUCUUCUACUUUUGCGUGUGUAUGUGUGCGUGUUUCUCGCAUACUCUAUCAUAGGUUUAAUAAUAGAUUGUUAUGGUGUAUUGGGAUAGUGUGAGCAAAGUUGCCCAAAUGGAAGAAAAUAUUUUUAAUAACAAAAAAAAUGUUCUUUCAAAUAACCGUAACGGCACCGAUUGCUCACCUGCCCACCGUUUUGCUAUUUGCGUUAGUAUGACACCUACACAUAGAGUCGGGCGCCCGUUAUGUGGGGGGUGCGUUACUACGGGGAAGUGAUCGUACGCAUAUGUGUAACGCUGUUUAUGGCGACGCACACACACACGCUUAAUGUUGCUUUUGCAUUUCUCGAUUAUCGUUUUCAUUCAACACAUGUGCUGCAGUGUACCAGAUUGUAAAGUGAAAAAACCACAAAAUACUCUCGUUUGGUUUGUGUGGUGCAAUCCCUCACAACCUACGAUCUGUAACCACCUCCGCAUUAAAAACGACACAGUCUCCGGCCACCAUCACAAUGUGGUAACGCCAUAUGGUGUUUUUCGUACGGUAAAGAACAUACUUCGAAUGGUUUUAGUUCUGUUUCGAUUAAAUAAUUUUUAACAAUUAAGCACCAAUAAGGAACUCAAACUCACAACCACAAUCAAUUCCAUAAAGUGGGGUUAGAUAUACAAGAAAAAAUCCUGAUCGAUCCUCAAUAUCGUCUACAAUCAAAACUUCCAAAAACUUCGUCGCAAUCAAUCUCUUCCAACUACUGGUAGCUGUCAAGUACGAUGUAUAGUACACGUCCGCUAGGGGGCGCCACCAUGAUGGUGAUAGUGUUUGCAGUGAUAGCCAUCAUGGCUGACCAUGCAGCGGGUCAGCUCUCCACAUACCAGUUAACGACCUGUCCGGGCAAAACGACCUGCAGUCAGUGUAUCCAAACGACUAACUGCCGUUGGUGCACGAUGCCCAACUUUACCCAUCCGCGCUGUCACGGUCAGAUCGAGAAAUACUGCCCGGAAGAGUAUACCGUCGAUCCGAGCAACACGUUUCAGCUGAUACAGGGCCGGGAGCUGACGAAACCUUCGAAGCGUUUGCUGGAGGGUCAGAGUGAGCGGGAAUCGUACUACUCCUCGAGCCACUAUCAGUCGUCUUCGUCCUCCACGUUCCAUCAGUCAUCCUCAUCGUACGAAUCGGAAUCCGCUGCUGGAAGUAUCGUACAGAUAUCACCUCAACGUGUCAGCCUAAAGCUACGAUUGAACGAAGCGUUCCGGUUCAAUGUGAACUACGCCCAGGCAGAGGAUUAUCCCGUCGAUCUGUACUAUCUGAUGGAUCUCUCCAAAUCGAUGGAAGACGAUAAAACGAUCCUGUCCACGCUUGGAGCCGAUCUUGCGUCCGAGAUGCGAAAGAUUACCAACAAUUUUAAGCUCGGCUUUGGUUCGUUCGUCGAUAAGGUGCUCAUGCCAUACGUGUCGACCGUACCGAAGAAACUGGAGCAUCCGUGCGAUGGAUGCAAUGCACCGUACGGAUAUCUACAUCAUAUGUCGCUUAGUUCGGACUCCAACCUGUUCACCCAAGAGGUACAGCGUGCGAAUGUGUCGGGAAAUUUGGACGCACCGGAAGGUGGUUUCGAUGCGAUCAUGCAGGCGAUCGUGUGCCGGGAGCAGAUUGGAUGGCGCGAAAAGGCACGCCGUUUGCUGCUGUUCUCCACCGAUGCUGGGUUUCACUAUGCCGGCGACGGUAAACUCGGUGGCGUUAUUACACCGAACGAUGGCGAUUGCCAUCUGGACCAUAACGGGCGUUACACACAUUCGACGACGCAAGACUAUCCGAGCAUCUCGCAGAUCAACCUGAAGGUGAAGCAGAACGCGAUCAACGUUAUUUUUGCCGUGACAGCGGAGGAGCUGUCCGUGUAUGAGCAGCUGUCCCGGCUGGUGGAAGGUUCAUCCGCUGCUAAGCUUUCGAACGAUUCGUCCAACAUCGUAUCGCUAGUGAGAGAUCAAUACGAUAAAAUUUCGUCGUCUGUCGAGAUGAAGGACAACCGUACGGAUAAUGUGAUCGAUGUAAAGUAUUAUUCGCGCUGUCGCAAUACGAACGGUGCGCUCCAGCAGACGAGUCGCUGCGAAGGGCUGAAGGUAGGCGAUGUCGUAACGUUCGAGGCGCACAUAACGCUGCUGCAAUGUCCGAGUGAUCCGCGCGACUGGAACCAGGUGUUGCAGAUCUAUCCGGUUGGUAUUAAUGAAAGUUUGACGGUGGACAUCGAGAUGCUGUGCAGCUGCCCGUGCGAACAUCCGUCCGAUCCGGAGUACCGUGAGCGUGCGGAUGAGUGUAGUAACGCCGGUACGUACAAGUGUGGUAUUUGCGAGUGUGACGGUACCAAUCAUGGUCAGCGUUGCGAAUGUUCCGCGCUGGACAGUUUGCUCGAGCCGGGCAUGGUGGAUGCGUGCCGGAUGUCGAACGCAUCGGAGGAAUGUAGCGGCCGUGGACAGUGCGUGUGUGGCGUGUGCGUAUGUGAGCGACGCCCGAAUCCGGACGAGCUGAUCGAGGGACGGUACUGCGAGUGUGAUAACUUCUCCUGCGAUCGCCCUGGUGGUUUACUUUGCUCCGGUCCGGACCAUGGACGGUGCGUGUGCGGACAGUGCGAAUGUCGGGACGGCUGGACCGGACCGGCCUGUGACUGCAGGGCGAGUAACGAAACGUGUAUGCCACCGGGCGGUGGUGAGCUCUGCUCUGGACAUGGUACGUGCGAGUGUGGCACCUGCCGAUGUACCGUAACGGAGGAUGGCCGUUAUACGGGGCGUUACUGCGAAAAGUGUCCAACCUGUGCUGGACGGUGUAACGAGUUCAAACACUGCGUCCAGUGUCAACAGUACAAGACGGGUCCGUUAGCUACUGGGAACGAGUGUGCCACAAACUGCACCCUGUUCGUACCGAUACCGGUGGAAAAGGUAACAAUCGACGAAGAGCGUAACGAUAACAAGUGCACCUUUUUCGACGAGGAUGACUGUCGGUUCGAAUUUUCGUACAACGAUAGCGACCAGGAUAAGGUGGUUGUGACGGCCCAAGAGGAGCGUGACUGUCCACCGAAGGUGUUUAUGCUCGGUAUCGCACUAGCCGUCAUUGCUGUGGUCGUACUAAUCGGUAUGGCCGUGCUGCUGUUGUGGAAGGUACUCACCUCCAUCCAUGAUCAGCGUGAGUUUGCACGGUUCGAAAAGGAGCGCAUGAUGGCUAAAUGGGAUACGGGUGAAAAUCCAAUUUACAAGCAGGCGACAACAACGUUUAAAAAUCCAACGUACGCCGGCAAGUGAAUGACAGAUACUACCAGCUAACGCACCAUCCAUCAAACCACCAUCAUAAACCACGUUUAGUUACUGUGACUGAACGGCUAAACUGUCAGCAACGUCAAACGUGUGUAACGCCGUGUAACGCACCACUCGCUAGUGACAACUAUCUCAUGAAACUGUACGCGGAACAGUUGUGGGCGUGGCUAUAGUUUGAAGAAGUAUUCUAACGAUGAAGAUCCCACAAUUGCCUUAAGUAGUAUUCUGUACCAUGCUACAGACACAGCCAAACUGCGAUUUAUAGCACCGUGGACGAAAUAACGGUUGCUAACGCAUCACUAACGCUAGAAGCUGACAAAGUAAAAAAAAAACCGACAACGAUUUACCGUAAUCGACUCCAGGCGAACGUAAAAGCAAUAUUUUCAACCUCAACGCUCUGUGUGCAGUGAAUUCGAGUGAUUGGCUGGUUUGACUUUUACCGUACAAAGUGUAAAAGUGUUUACGAUGAACAAAGGUAGAAUAAUUUGGUUUCGAAACGAAUUCAUCUGUCUCUAGUCUGUCGUGCGUUAGGGAUUUGUGUUUAGCCUUUUGCGGAAGAACCAUAUUUCGGUUCGUUCCACUAACAAGAUAUUAAAUUUUAGUGACGUUUCCGUACCGUCAUAUAUCUAAAUGUAGUUUUAACUUUCUGUUUUUUUUUCUUCUCCCUGUAUGAAGUAUGAAGUUUCCCGUUUUUAAACUAGCGAAGCGAUGCGAUUAAAGUUAAAAAUUUGUCACAAAAUUAUAAAAAUGGAUUAAAAAUGUUAAACACAUAAGCCAUAAACGAAAAAACAAGUCCAGCAAACGAAUGCAAACGAUAAGAAAAUGGACGCAAAAACAAAACAAUCAAACGUCAAAGCACAAACAGAGCUAGUAAGGUAGUAGAAAAGUAUAACUAUAAAAUUGCAUACAAAACUGCAUAAAAGGUUUUGAGCCAUAAUAAGGUUCGCUUCGCUUUUGACAAUCUAGCAUUUGUUUUUUUUUAACGAAGAUAACGCUCCUAAGUGCACUUACGAAUCGUAACUGUAGUGGCCAAUAAUGAGAAGCAAACAUCAAAAGCAAUUAAACUUUUAUAAACUAAAAAAAAUCAACAGGAAUCAUCGUGUGCCAUCGAAUUUUUGAUACAAAUUUGCCAAACGAAUUUCAAUUCACCAACUAAUGCGCAUGUAUGUGUGCGCAACAACGAAGCGAAAUGUCAUUUUUUAUGCUUUUUUUUAACAUUUCUUUUUCUUGCUUUGCAUAUUCAUCUUUUAUCUUACCUUUUAUAGUUGGAUGAAUGGUAGUGAAUCUAAUUGGAUAUUUUGAUGGUUGCUAUAAAUGUGGAAGACGGUUUGUACUAGCUUACUAGCGACAAUUGUAGGACGAAAAGAUAUAUUCUACAUCCAAAUAUGAUAGAAAAUGAUGUUCUAAUGCUGAGGUACUCGAAUCGCGUUUCGGCAAAAAAUCAUGUUUAUCUGCAUACUCAGUAACCGUUUCGGGCAGAAUUUGUUUAAUAGUUAAAUAAUUAAUUAGUGUUGUUCCCGUUUCGAGCUAGGUUACUAACUAAUAGACAAAAUCCGUCAUCUUAUUUUUAUAUUUAAAACAACACAUUCGGCACAAAAGAGAACGUCGAACACAUCGAGGGGAUACUAUAUAGGAUAAGAUUGACGAAAAGAAAAAAAAAAUGCAAAUGUGUUCAUUCUUAUCGCAAACUAUGUGGUGGAAGAAGUAACGGACGCGAGAUACCUAGUAGGUUGAGAGUUAAUUCCACUAACGAUAUGAACUACAAGACUAAUUUUGCCAUGUACUCUGUUUGCCAAAAAAAAAAUCAUGUUCGCAAAGAAAACAAUACAAAACUCUCGAAGUUCAACCGUCCGAAAGUGAAACGAACGAAGUUCCAAGCAUAACGCAUCUUCCCCGUUGGAACAAGAGAGCAUAUAUUGGAUCCUGGUCACGGCACCAAAAAGGGCCGUAAACGUAAUAUUUUUUCCCCUUUCAUUCGCUAGCGUCGGAACAGGCAAAGCAAAACAAAUUAACUAAGACGUCUUUCAAAUAACGAGCCUUACACAUUAGUGCCUUUCUUUAGUCUAACCUCGUUAUGCUUGAUUACUGUAAAUAAUUUAUUGUCAGUGUGUAUUUCAACCUUUUUUUACUUAAGUUGCGUAAAAAACAACAGUGGCUUGUACUAUUAACGAAUUUUUAGCUAAAAAAAAUACAAAAACAAAAAAUUAUAUAUAUAUUGAAGCAGUCUUAAAGCAGAAUAUAACAUAACAAGGUAUUAGAAUAAACAAUUAUAGUAACUCGUG
Molecule: messenger RNA, 6283 nt
Organism: Anopheles funestus (African malaria mosquito)
Lineage: Eukaryota; Metazoa; Arthropoda; Insecta; Diptera; Culicidae
Gene: mys
Product: integrin beta-PS
Exons: 7
Coding region: 1473-3989 (838 amino acids)
Biological process (GO): cell-matrix adhesion; integrin-mediated signaling pathway; cell adhesion mediated by integrin
Cellular component (GO): cell surface; integrin complex; focal adhesion
Molecular function (GO): integrin binding
Source: RefSeq, a predicted model, not a curated record